AUGUCGAGAGUUAUAGUAUUUCAGAAGUAUGUUGCAUCUCCUAAACUGCCCAUUUCAGAAUACGCAAUCAAGCCCCAAACUUCGCACAUCUUGGAAACUGUAAUUGAGUCAAAAUUAGUCAAAAUAACAACUCUCAGUCCUUCUAAGACAACAGCAAGCUGUCUUUCCCUUUCAGCUUUAUUCACGGUGACAGUCCCUAAGGAAGUGUACACAAUAGAGUUCGGCAGCAACGUGAGCCUGGAGUGUGAUUUUGACCACAGAGAAUGCACGGGGCUCGGAGAAAUAAGAGUCAGUUUGCAGAAGGUAGAAAAUGAUACCUCUUCGCCAAGUGAGAGAGCCACCCUACUGAAGGAGGUGCUGCCCCUGGGGAAGGCCUUGUUCCACAUCUCCAGUGUCCAAGUGAAGGAUGCGGGGCAGUACCGCUGUCUGGUCAUCUGCGGGGCCGCCUGGGACUACAAGUACCUGACGGUCAAGGUCAAAGCUUCUUACAAGAAUAUAGACACUAGGAUCCUAGAGUUCCCAGGAACAGGGGAGGUGCAGCUCACCUGCCAGGCUAGAGGUUACCCCCUGGCAGAAGUGUCCUGGCUUAACGUCAGUGUUCCUGCCAACACCAGCCACAUCAAGACCCCUGAAGGCCUCUACCAGAUCACCAGUGUUCUGCACCUAAAACCACAGCCUGGCAGAAACAUCAGCUGCGUGUUCUGGAAUGCUCACAUGAAGGAGCUUACUUCAGCCAUCAUUGGCCCUCUGGGUUGGACUGAACCUAAGGUCCCCAGAACAUCACCACUUCACGUUGUCAUCCCAUCGUGCAUCAUUGCUUUAAUCUUCCUAGCUGCAGUGAUAGCCCUGAGAAAGAAGCUCUGUGGAAAGCUGUGUCCUAGAAAUAGUCGCCUGCAGAAGCUGGAGGAAGGUGUCACAUCCCCUGGAGCUGGAGCUCCAAGCCGUGGAGAGCUGCUCCACAAGGGUCCUCUGCAAAAGCACACGCUCCUCCGCUGGCAUGGCCAUGGGGGGGGGGUGACCAGCCACAAGGGGCAGCGCCGUGGCAUAACCAACAUUGGUGCCGUUCAGACUCGGAUUCACCACCGAACACCAAGGACCUGCUGA
This is a messenger RNA of Peromyscus eremicus (cactus mouse), 1104 nucleotides long. RefSeq names its product programmed cell death 1 ligand 2 (gene Pdcd1lg2). The record is from RefSeq and is a predicted model, not a curated record. Lineage: Eukaryota; Metazoa; Chordata; Mammalia; Rodentia; Cricetidae. The coding region runs from base 1 to 1104 and encodes 367 amino acids. The transcript has 6 exons. Gene Ontology annotation, cellular component: external side of plasma membrane. Gene Ontology annotation, biological process: negative regulation of T cell proliferation; positive regulation of T cell proliferation; T cell costimulation.